Poecilia reticulata (guppy) is the source of this 4207-nucleotide messenger RNA. RefSeq names its product mutS homolog 5 (gene msh5). Gene Ontology annotation, biological process: mismatch repair; chiasma assembly. NCBI's taxonomy places the organism in Eukaryota, Metazoa, Chordata, Actinopteri, Cyprinodontiformes, Poeciliidae. The record is from RefSeq and is a predicted model, not a curated record. Gene Ontology annotation, cellular component: nucleus. Gene Ontology annotation, molecular function: mismatched DNA binding; ATP-dependent DNA damage sensor activity; ATP binding.
AUGUAACACUAAGCUUAAAAAUGGUCAUGCUGAAAACGAUAUUCUUAAAUUGUUGAAAUUGAUUUUAAUAGUUAGAAAACUGAGACAAAUGCGAUCUCAAGUUGUGAUCCAGAAAAUGCAACUUUUACGAGUUGUAAGAAACAUCCAACGAUGAGUGCAAGUUUAUUUUUACAGCAUAUUUUUUUGCUCACGCUAUUGAAAUGAUUAAAACUGAAAAGUUCUGGUUUUCUUAAUGUAUUAUUCUUUCCUAAAUGUCAUUGAAUUCACAGUUUUAAAUUAAGUUAAGCCCAAAAUUAUCCACAACUGGUAGAAUUAAAUUUCAUAUUGUUUUCUUUCCACCAACAAGUGCAUUUCUGAUGUGAAAUAAGACGAGUAUGUCUCAAAAGGCAAUAAAACAAUGUAAAGGGAGUAUCGGUUUUGAAAAAAACAAAACAAACAAUGUUUACAUUUUAAUUAAAACAAUUACAUGUCGAAAAUUAUUUACGAUUUCCAUAAUCAAUGAAAAAUUUUCAUUGGCAUUACAAGUAAUUAGUACUUCCUGUUACUUCUUAUUACUGCUGGCCACCACAUCCUCUUCCCACAGGUUCAAAUUCCAGUUCAAGUUUGAACUUUGACUGGGCCAUUCCAAAAUGUUAAUACAACCUCAAGUUCAAAAUCUUAUUUGGAACUUAUCUACCAAUUUCUGCCAUACACAUGCAUGUGUAUUGAUGCUGACAUGUAAUUUCUAUGUCACUGUUUGUUUUAGGUAAUACUUACUGGAGAAAUUAUUAUUCCACCAGUAUUUGAUGAACUGUGUCAGAACCGCUAUUGUUAUACUAAAUGAUUUGCAGAUUUCACUUAUCGGACAUAGUCUGGAUAUUUUUUAUGUGUUAAAAUAUUGUGCAAAGAGAAUAAAAGCUUCGAAAUGGGAGAACAGAGAGUGAAAUUCACCUUCUAUGUCUUUAUCUGUCCUUUUUAGACCAUUUUAGACCGCGCAUUGAUGCAAAAACGUUCACCUAAACAGCAUGGGUUGACUAAAACCGUAAUUAAUAUAAAUAACAGUCUCAAAAUACUUUAAGUUCAUAUGAAUCUUUUGUAAAUUUAUUAAAAAACAGAAACACCAACUGCUGUCAGAGGCAUUAAAUAUUUUUUAGACGGGGAUGGGGAGGGCGUUGUUGCCACAGCAACAAAAUGAGCAAAAAGGCUCGCGAGAGAAAAGGCGCACUGAAUAUUCGGAUUUUGACCACAAAUAAAAACUUUCUUCGAAAUAACAUAACUGGUUUAAGAGGCGUGUGGAAAAGUUUAAAGUUAUUUUCAUUCAGGAGAUAAGACUGAAGUAGGUAUUCUGUGACUUGUUGCUACAGGGGUCAGAAAGUGAUUGUCUUUUCUUUUUAACUCAAAACUUGGACGUCCUGAACACGCCGCAAACCUCCUAGCUGAACAUCAGAAACAUCCCAACUAAUGGCAGCCGCCCUUGAGGAUCCAAGAGGAGCCUUAGGUUUCAGGGACCCUGGCAGCAAUAUUGAUGAAGAGGAGGAAGAUGACACAGCAGCAGUUUUAUUGAGUGUUUUAGUGCAGCGGGGACAGUUGGGCCUUUGUUUCUACGACAGUGGAGACUCGUCUUUACAUUAUAUGGUGGAUUCUCCUGAUAACUAUGAGCUCCACCUGUUAUCCAGAGUCAUUCAGGAGGUCAGGCCCCAUGUAAUCCUAACCAGUGCAAAGCAGGAACGCUGCUUGACCCAAUAUUUGAAGCAACUUGGUUCUGACCCACACUAUAAACCCGAGGUGGUUACUUAUCCAUAUGUUGACUUUGGUCUGGAGGUCGGUAAGCAGAGGCUUCUUUCCGCUCAUCUGCCUUUCCUCCCAGCUUGCAUUUCAGAGAGGGACAAAAUGUCUUAUCUUUCCUCCUGUAUCACCUUUGACUCACCCUUGAUGCUUAGGGCAGUGGGAGCUCUCCUGAAAUGUCUGGACAGGAGGAGAGUGGGAGUAGAACUGGAAGACAGCGCUGUUGGAGUCCCAAUCCUGCAGUUUCAUGCCUACACACUUAAAGAAGUGGUUUACAUUGACCGGGACACCUACAGUGUACUUCAGAUCUUUAAGUCGGAUCUGCACCCAUCAGUCUACAAACUGCAGUCAGGUGAAAAGGAAGGACUAAGUCUCUAUGGAAUAUUGAACCGAUGUAAGAGCAAAUUUGGAUCCAAAUUGCUACGUCAGUGGUUUCUUCGACCUACACGAGACCUUGCAGUGCUAUACAGAAGACAGGAAGUGAUCCGUUUCUUUACUUCGCCUCGAAACUCGGACGUCCUGAACACCCUGCAGGCCUCGUUACGGAACAUCAGAAACAUACCAGUAACUAACUUUGGAUCUGUCCACUUUAAAUGCCUCUCGGGUGUUCUGCGUCGCAUGACUCUCUCCAGCACCAAAGUCACUGACUGGCAGUCUCUCUACAAGACGGUAUUCAGUGCAGUGUGCAUCAGGGACUCAAUGCGGCACCUCCCUCAAUCUAUUCAGCUGUUUCGGGAGAUCAGUGAGAAACUCUCUGAGGAUCUUCACUAUGUCGCCGCUCUCAUAAACAGAGUUGUGGAUUUUGAUGCCAGCUUAGAAGAGAACCGCUUCACUGUCAAACCCAACGUUGAUCCUGCCAUUGAUGAGAAGAAAAGGAGGAUGAUGGGGCUGUCUGACUUCCUGACUGACGUUGCCAGAAGAGAGCUUGAACAUCUGGACUCUCGAAUUUCCUCCUGCUGUGUCAUUUACCUCCCCCUGAUUGGAUUUCUGCUCUCUGUGCCUCGACUACCCAGCAUGGUGGAAAAAGAGGAUUUUGAAAUGGAGGGUCUUGAGUUCAUGUUCCUCUCAGACGACCGGCUGCACUACCGUAGUCAAAGAACCAGAGAGCUGGACAGCCUCCUGGGAGACCUGCACUGUGACAUUAGAGACAUGGAGACUGCAGUGAUGACACAGUUGCAGAGUGCCGUCCUGGAAAAGAGCAAUUCUCUGUAUCAGGUUCUGGAUCUCCUGGCUGAGCUGGACUGCCUAAUGGCGAUGAGCAGUGCCUCCCAGGAGUACAGCUACUCCUCACCCAAGCUUGCCAGACAUAGAACAAUAGCAAUAACUCAGGGAAGACACCCGCUGCUGGAGCUGUGUUCUCCGGUGUUUGUGGCCAACUCCUUCCAGAGCUCUGAAUCAGAGGGCAGAAUCAAGGUCAUCACUGGUCCAAACUCAUCUGGCAAGAGCAUCUUCCUGAAACAGGUGGGUCUGAUUGUGUUCAUGGCUCUGAUUGGCUCAGACGUGCCGGCUAAAGAGGCAGAGGUAGGUCUGGUGGACGGGAUCUUCACUCGCAUGCAGAGCAGAGAGUCUGUGUCUGUGGGCCUCAGCACCUUUAUGAUAGAUCUCAACCAGAUGGCCCUGGCUCUUAACAGCAGUACUGGCAGCUCAUUGGUGCUCAUCGAUGAGUUUGGAAAGGGCACCAACACAGUUGAUGGACUGUCUCUACUCGCUGCAUCUGUCUCUUUUUGGCUGAAAAAGCCUCCGGUGGAUGUUCCUCACGUCCUGUUGGCUACAAACUUCCACAGUCUGAUGCAGUUAGGCCUGCUACCAACCACUGGCAUGCUGUCUUUUCUGACUUUAGAAACAGCCGUAGACAGAGAUGAGUUGGUGUUUUUGUACCAGCUGAAGGAAGGGAUUUGCCAAUCCAGUUACGCUGCCAACAUUGCUGCACUGGCAGGCCUGCCAACAUGCCUUGUACACAGAGCCAUGGAGGCAUCUGAACAUUACCGAACAGGAAAACCCAUCAAACGCAUUGACAAAGCAUCAUCAGACGAGCAGGCCAAGAGAUGCCAAUCUGUGGUGCAGAAGUUUUUGAGUCUUGACCUGGAGGACAAAGAUGUGGAUCUGCAGAGCUUCAUGAAAGAUGAGCUUCUGCCCUCUGCUGGAGAGCUCCUGAACCGCAGCUAGGCUCUAGAAGUGCUGCAAACACCUUUCUGCGUUUCUCUGCUCCGUGUUCAGUGAGAAAAUGUUUGGUGUUUGCUUUUCUUGGGAAAAACAGAGAAUCACCUCCAAACACGGUGGAUGUUUACAGAGUUUUAUGUUAAUAACAAUAUUGAUGUAAAAAAAAAAACAGUUCAAGCACAUUGUUUAUUUUGUGAAGGAAUUACUGUAUAAAUGGUACAUGGUUUGUGUUACAUAUAUCUAGUGUUUACUUAUUGAUUACUCAGUAAAAACAUUUUGCAAA